Nycticebus coucang (slow loris) is the source of this 12845-nucleotide messenger RNA. It is a transcript of the gene UTRN, whose product is annotated as utrophin. Gene Ontology annotation, cellular component: plasma membrane. The record is from RefSeq and is a predicted model, not a curated record. Gene Ontology annotation, biological process: synaptic signaling. Bases 539 to 10843 code for a protein of 3434 amino acids. Lineage: Eukaryota; Metazoa; Chordata; Mammalia; Primates; Lorisidae. The transcript has 75 exons. Gene Ontology annotation, molecular function: protein binding; zinc ion binding.
CAAAGUUGUGGAGUCGCCUGUGCUCGGAGGCGGGGAGCGGCCAGCUGCUGCCGGCCGCGGGCUUUCUCCCGCCGCGGGGCGAGGAGGAGCCUCCGGGUCCCGAAGCCGAUUGGGGGAUCGCGGGGAGCGGUGCCCCCCUUCUUUUGGGUCAUUUCUGCAGACGGAAAACUCGCUAGUGUUUGGCAAACUUGGUGCCUGCGCUCCCGCUCCAGGUUCACGCUUUGACUGUUUUGUUUUUGGCGGAACUACCAGGCAGGAAGAUUGCACAAGUCAGGGGCGUUUUCAGUAGGGUGUCAGUUUUUUUUCUUUCGGAUCUUGUCUGUUUCUCCACGUUUCAUUUUUUUUUUUCACUGAACUCACAUCACACACACCCCCGAGACUACUACGACCCAAACAAGUCCCGAGCAGCCCUGGCUGGCUCGGGGCGCGGCGGCCUCGGAGAGCAGGUAUUGAUGUCAAACUGAACUCCUGUGGAAAGUUGAAAGUCUUAAAAAGAGGACUUGGAAAAGUUUUUGGAUUACACUGAAACUCAGCCAAGAUGGCCAAGUAUGGAGAACACGAAGCCAGGCCUGAUGAUGGGCAGAACGAGUUCAGUGACAUCAUCAAGUCCAGAUCUGAUGAGCACAAUGAUGUGCAGAAGAAAACCUUUACCAAAUGGAUAAAUGCUCGCUUUUCAAAGAGUGGGAAACCACCCAUCAGCGAUAUGUUCACAGACCUCAAAGAUGGAAGGAAGCUGCUGGAUCUUCUAGAAGGCCUCAUAGGAACUUCUUUGCCAAAGGAACGUGGUUCCACAAGGGUCCAUGCCUUAAAUAAUGUCAACAGAGUGCUGCAGGUUCUGCAUCAGAAUAAUGUGGACCUCGUGAACAUAGGAGGGACUGACAUUGUGGAUGGAAAUCACAAACUGACCCUGGGAUUACUUUGGAGCAUCAUUUUACACUGGCAGGUGAAGGACGUCAUGAAGGACGUCAUGUCAGACCUGCAACAGACCAACAGCGAGAAGAUUCUGCUGAGCUGGGUGCGCCAGACUACCAGGCCCUACAGCCAAGUCAACGUGCUCAACUUCACCACCAGCUGGACAGACGGACUUGCCUUUAAUGCUGUGCUCCACCGACAUAAACCUGAUCUCUUCAGCUGGGAUAAAGUUGUUAAAAUGUCUCCCAUUGAGAGACUUGAACAUGCCUUCAGCAAGGCUCAGACUUACUUGGGAAUUGAAAAGCUAUUAGAUCCUGAAGAUGUUGCUGUUCCACUUCCUGACAAGAAAUCCAUAAUUAUGUAUUUAACAUCUUUGUUUGAGGUGCUACCUCAGCAAGUCACUAUAGAUGCCAUCCGUGAGGUAGAGACGCUCCCAAGGAAAUAUAAGAAAGAAUGUGAAGAGGAAGAAGUUAACAUACAGGGGACAGCUCGAGAGGAGGAACGCAAGAGUCUGGGAGCUGAAACCUCCGGCGCUGUCACCGAGGUCGACAUGGAUCUGGACAGCUAUCAGAUAGCACUAGAGGAAGUGCUGACCUGGUUGCUGUCUGCUGAGGACACUUUCCAGGAGCAGGAUGACAUUUCUGAUGAUGUUGAAGAAGUGAAAGACCAGUUUGCAACCCACGAAGCUUUCAUGAUGGAGCUCACUGCACACCAGAGCAGUGUGGGCAGUGUCCUGCAAGCGGGCAACCAGCUGAUAAUACAAGGAACUCUGUCUGAUGAAGAGGAGUUUGAAAUCCAGGAACAAAUGACCUUGCUGAAUGCUAGAUGGGAAGCGCUUAGGGUGGAGAGUAUGGACAGACAGUCCCGGCUGCACGACGUGCUGACGGAACUGCAGAAGCGGCAGCUGCAGCGGCUCUCUGCCUGGUUAACACUCACAGAGGAGCGCAUCCAGAAGAUGGAAGCCUGCCCCCUGGACGGCGAUUUAAACGCCCUACAGAAGCUCCUAGAAGAACAUAAAAGUUUACAAAAUGAUCUUGAGGCUGAACAGGUGAAAGUAAAUUCAUUAACUCAUAUGGUGGUCAUUGUUGAUGAAAACAGUGGGGAGAGUGCCACAGCUGUUCUUGAAGAUCAGUUACAGAAACUCGGUGAGCGCUGGACUGCGGUGUGCCGUUGGACUGAAGAACGUUGGAAUAGAUUACAAGAAAUCAAUAUGCUGUGGCAGGAAUUAUUGGAAGAACAGUGUUUGUUAAAAGCUUGGUUAACUGAAAAAGAAGAAGCUUUAAAUAAAAUCCAGACAAGCAACUUCAAAGACCAAAAGGAACUGAGUGUCAGUGUUCGACGUCUGGCUAUUCUGAAGGAAGACAUGGAAAUGAAGCGUCAAACUUUGGAUCAACUGAGUGAGAUUGGCCAGGAUGUGAGUCAGUUACUUGACAGUCCCAAGGCAUCUAAGAAGAUCAACAGUGACUCAGAGGAACUGACUCAAAGAUGGGAUUCUUUGGUUCAGAGACUGGAAGAUUCCUCCAACCAGGUGACUCAGGCAGUAGCAAAGCUGGGAAUGUCUCAGAUUCCUCAGAAGGAUCUUUUGGAGACUGUUCAUGUAAGGGAACAAGUGAUUACAAAAAAGUCCAAGCAAGAACUGCCUCCUCCUCCUCCUCCAAAGAAGAGACAGAUCCACGUGGAUAUGGAAGCUAAGAAAAAGUUUGAUGCUAUCAGUUCAGAGCUGUUGAACUGGAUUUUGAAAUCAAAGACUGCCAUUCAGACCACAGAGAUAAAAGAGUACAAGAAGAUGCAAGAGACCUCAGAAGUGAGAAAGAAGCUGAAGGGAUUAGAAAAAGAACAGAUGGAAAGAACCCCCAGACUGGAUGAAUUAAAACAAACUGGACAAAUCCUUGUGGAGCAAAUGGGAAAAGAAGGUCUUCCUACUGAAGAAAUAAAAAAUGUUCUGGAGAAGGUUUUAUCAGAAUGGAAGAACGUAUCUCAGCAUUUGCAAGAUCUGGCAAGAAAGAUUCAGCUACAGGAAGAUAUAAAUGCUUAUUUUAAGCAGCUUGGUGAGCUUGAAAAAGUCAUAAAGACGAAGGAGGAGUGGGUGAAACAGGCUCCCUCUUACCGGUCUCCCCAGCAGUCCUUGACAAGUUUGAAGGAUUCCUGUCAGCGGGCAUUGACAGAUCUCCUUGGCAUCAACCCCAAAGUUGAAAUGGCACGUGAGAGCUGCUUGGCUCUGAAGUCUCGGCCUUUUGCCCCAGAUUUUAUCCAGCAAGGCUUUGAUAGAGUCCUGGGCCGUUAUCAGUCUGUACAACAGGCUUUUGCGGCUCAUCAGCAACAGCUAGAGAAUGCAGAACUGAAGAGCCAAACUGGACGUGAAUAUUUGGAAACACUGACAAUGCUGAAAGAUACGUUAAGUGAUUCAGAAAAUAAGGCCCAUACAUCUCUGAAUGUCCUUAAUGAUCUUGCCAAGGUGGAGAAGGCCCUUCAGGAGAAAAAGACCCUUGAUGAAAUUCUUGAGGAUCAAAAACCUACAUUAUGUAAACUUGCAGAAGAAACAAAGUCUUUGGUGAAAAAUGUUCCUCCUGAUGUAGCAAAGACAUACAAGCAAGAAUUUGAUGAUGUCCAAGGAAAGUGGAACAAACUAAAGGUCAUGGUUUCCAAAGAGCUACAUAUGCUUGAAGAAAUUGCUCCCAAACUCAGAACAUUUGAGGCUGAUUCAAAAGCCAUUGAGAAGUGGACGGAUGGUGUGAAAGACUUCCUAAUGAAAGAGCAGGCUGCCCAAGGAGACGCCACAGGUCUACAGAGGCAGCUAGACCAAUGCUCUGCCUUUGUCAAUGAAAUAGAAACUGUUGAAUCAUCUCUGAAAAACAUGAAAGAAAUAGAGACUAACCUUCGAAGUUGUCCAGUUGCUGGAAUCAAAGCGUGGGUGCACACGAGACUAGCUGACUGUCAGACCCAACUGGAGAAGUUUAGCAAGGAGAUUGCUAUUCAAAAAAGUAGGUUGUCUGAAAGUCAGGAAAAAGCAGUGAACCUGAAGAAAGACUUGGCGGAGAUGCAGGAGUGGAUGGCGCAGGCAGAGGAGGAGUACCUGGAGCGGGACUUUGAGUACAAGUCACCAGAGGAGCUUGAGAGUGCUGUGGAAGAAAUGAAGAGGGCAAAGGAGGAUGUGUUGCAGAAGGAGGUGAGGGUGAAGAUUCUCAAAGACAACAUCAAGUUAUUAGCUACCAAAGUGCCCUCUGGUGGCCAGGAAUUGACGUCUGAGCUGAAUGUUGUGCUGGAGAAUUACCAACUUCUUUGCAAUAGAAUUCGUGGAAAGUGCCACACUCUAGAGGAGGUCUGGUCUUGUUGGAUCGAGCUGCUUCACUAUUUGGAUCUUGAAACCAGCUGGUUAAACACUUUGGAAGAGCGCGUGAAGAGCACAGAGGCCCUGCCUGAGAAGACGGAUGCUGUCAACGAAGCCCUCGAGUCUCUGGAAUCUGUUUUGCGUCACCCAGCCGAUAAUCGUACCCAGAUCCGAGAACUUGGCCAGACUCUGAUUGAUGGUGGGAUUCUCGAUGAUAUAAUCAGUGAGAAACUGGAGGCUUUUAACAGCCGAUAUGAAGAUCUGAGCCAUCUGGCAGAGAGCAAGCAGAUUUCUUUGGAGAAGCAACUCCAGGUCCUGCGGGAAACUGAUCACAUGCUUCAAGUCCUGCAGGAGAGCUUGGGGGAGCUGGACAAACAGCUCACCACCUACCUGACAGACAGGAUAGAUGCUUUCCAAGUUCCCCAGGAAGCUCAGAAAAUCCAAGCAGAGAUCUCAGCCCAUGAGCUAACUCUUGAGGAGUUGAGAAGAAAUAUACAUCCCCAGCCCCCAGCCUCCCCCGAGGGCAGGACUGCUCGAGGAGGAAGUCAGAUGGAUGUGCUACAGAGGAAACUUCGAGAGGUAUCCACAAAGUUCCAGCUUUUCCAGAAGCCUGCUAACUUUGAGCAGCGCAUGCUGGACUGUAAGCGCGUGCUGGAUGGUGUGAAAGCAGAGCUCCACAUUCUGGAUGUGAAGGAUGCAGAGCCUGAUGUCAUCCAGACCCACCUGGACAAGUGUAUGAAACUGUACAAAACUUUGAGUGAAGUGAAACUUGAAGUCGAAACUGUGAUCAAGACAGGGAGGCACAUUGUUCAGAAGCAGCAGACGGACAACCCCAAAGAGAUGGACGAGCAGCUGACCUCCCUGAAGGUGCUUUACAAUGACCUGGGCGCCCAGGUGACAGAAGGAAAACAGGAUCUGGAAAGGGCGUCACAGUUGGCUCGGAAAAUGAAGAAAGAGGCUGCCUCCCUCUCGGGAUGGCUUUCUGCCACAGAAGCUGAGCUGGUGCAGAAGUCCACUUCGGAAGGGCUGCUCACGGACUUGGAUACAGAAAUCGCCUGGGCUAAAAAUGUUUUGAAGGAUCUGGAAAAGAAAAAAGCUGAUUUAAAUUCCAUCACCGAGAGUAGUGCUUCCCUCAAGAACUUGAUCGAGGGCAGUGAGCCUGUCUUAGAAGAGAGGCUCUGCGUCCUGAACGCCGGGUGGAGCCGCGUUCGCACUUGGACUGAGGACUGGUGCAGCACCUUGAUGAACCAUCGGAAUCAGUUGGAAAUAUUUGAUGGAAAUGUGGCCCACAUAAGUACUUGGCUUUAUCAAGCUGAAGCUCUCCUGGAUGAAAUCGAAAAGAAACCAGCAAGUAAACGGGAAGAAAUUGUGAAGCGUUUACUAUCUGAGCUGGAUGAUGCCAACCUCCAGGUGGAAAAUGUCCGUGAUCAAGCCGUUAUUUUGAUGACUGCACGUGGAAACUCAAGCAGGGAGCUUGUAGAACCAAAAUUAGCUGAACUGAAUAGGAACUUUGACAAAGUGUCUCAACAUAUCAAAGGCGCUGAAUUGCUAAUUAGUCAACAACCGUUAUCAUACCAAAGUUUGGUCACCCCUGAAACAUUUGAAGCUGGCCUGCCUUUCUCUGAUUUGGAAAAAUUAGAAAGUGACAUAGAAAAUAUGUUAAAAGUUGUGGAAAAACAUUUGGAAUCCAGUGAUGAAGAUGAAAAGACAGAUGAAGAGAGAGCCCAGAUUGAGGAAGUUCUACAAAGAGGAGAAGAAAUGUUACAUCAACCUAUGGAGGAUAAUAAAAAAGAAAAGCUCCGUCUGCAGUUAUUACUUUUGCAUACAAGAUACAACAAAAUUAAGGUAGUUCCUAUUCAACAGAGGAAAACAGGUCAGCUUGCUUCCGGAAUCCGUUCAUCACCUCUCCCUGCAGAUUACCUGGUUGAAAUUAACAGAAUUUUACUUUCCAUGGAUGAUGUUGAAUUAUCACUUAAUAUUCCAGAGCUAAACACAGCUAUCUAUGAAGACUUCUCUGCUCAGGAAGACUCUCUGAGGAAUAUCAAAGACCAACUGGACAGACUUGGAGAGCAGAUUGCAGUCAUUCAUGAAAAACAGCCAGAUGUUAUUCUUGACGCCUCUGGACCUGAAGCCAUUCAGAUCAAGGAUACUCUUACUCAGUUGAAUGCAAAUUGGGACAGACUUAAUAGAAAGUACAAUGAUCGGAAAGGUUAUUUUGACAGGGCCAUGGAAGAAUGGAGACAGUUCCAUUGUGACCUUAAUGACCUCACGCAGUGGAUAACAGAAGCUGAAGAGGUCCUGACCGAUACCUGUGCUCCAGGUGGCCGUCUAGACUUGGAGAAAGCCAGGCUCCACCAGCAGGAACUCGAAGAGGGCAUCAGUAGCCACCAGCCCAGUUUUGCAGCGCUGAAUCGAACUGGGGAUAGGAUUGUCCAGAAACUCUCUCCAACAGAUGGAAGCUUCCUGAAAGACAAGCUGGCAGGGUUAAACCAACGCUGGAGUGCCAUCAUUGCAGAAGUGAUGGAUAGGCGACCAAGAUUAAAGGGAGAGAGUAAGCAGGUGAUGGAAUAUAGAAACAGGCUGGAUGAGAUUAUCUGCUGGUUAACAAAGGCUGAGAAUGCUUUGGAAAAGAGAUCAGUUGCUGAGCUGGAAGAAAACCUACAAGAAUUAACAGACUUAACCCAAGAGAUGGAAGCACAAGGUGAAAAACUCAAAUGGCUGAACAGAGCUGAGCUGGAUAUGCUUGCAGACAAAAGUCUGAGUCUACACGAAAGAGACACAAUUUCAGAAAGCUUAAGAACUGUAAAUACUACCUGGAGUAAGAUUUGCAGAGAAGUGCCUAGCAUACCAAAGGAACGUGUCCGGGAGUCCCAUCCUGUUCCACAGACAAGGAUUGCUGCUCAUCCUGCCGUCCAAAAGGUGGUGCUAGUUUCCUCUGCGUCGGAGACUCCUGUUCUGUCUCAUCGGACUGCAGACAUUUUAAUUCCUGCUGAUCUUGAUAAAACUAUAACAGAACUAGCCGACUGGCUGGUAUUGAUCGACCAGAUGCUGAAGUCCAACAUUGUCACUGUCGGGGAUGUGGAAGAGAUCAAUAAGACCGUUUCCCGAAUGAAAAUUACAAAGGCUGAUUUAGAACAGCGCCAUCCUCAGCUAGAUUACGUUUUCACCAUGGCACAGAAUUUGAAAAAUAAAGCAUCCAGUUCAGAUGUGAGAACAGCGAUCACAGAAAAAUUGGAGAAGGUCAAGAACCAAUGGGACAGCACCCAGCAUGGGGUGGAGCUGAGGCAGCAGCAGCUGGAGGACAUGAUUGUUGACAGUCUCCAGUGGGACGACCACAAGGAAGAGACUGAGGAGCUCAUGAGAAAGUACGAGGCCCGACUCUACAUUCUGCAGCAAGCCCGAAGGGACCCACUCACCAAACAAAUUUCUGAUAACCAGAUGUUGCUUCAAGAACUGGGUCCUGGUGACGGCAUCGUCAUGGUGUUUGACAAUGUCCUGCAGAAACUGCUGGAGGAAUAUGGUAGUGACGACACAAGGAAUGUGAAAGAAACCACUGAGUACUUAAAAAUGUCAUGGAUCAAUCUAAAACAAAGUAUUGCUGACAGACAGAAUGCCUUGGAGGCUGAGCUGGGGACAGUGCAGGCCUCUCGCAGAGAUCUGGAGAACUUCCUAAAGUGGAUCCAGGAAGCUGAGACCACAGUGAACGUGCUGGCGGAUGCCUCCCAGAGGGAGAAUGCUCUUCAGGACAGUGUCUUGGCCAGGGAGCUCAAACAGCAGAUGCAGGACAUCCAGGCGGAAAUCGAUGCCCAUAAUGACAUAUUUAAAAGCAUUGAUGGAAACAGGCAAAAGAUGGUAAAAGCUUUGGGAAAUUCUGAAGAGGCAACUAUGCUUCAACAUCGACUGGAUGAUAUGAACCAAAGAUGGAACGACUUAAAGGCAAAGUCUGCCAGCAUCAGGGCCCAUUUGGAAGCCAGUGCUGAGAAGUGGAACAGGUUGCUGAUGUCUUUAGAAGAACUGAUCAAAUGGCUGAACCUGAAAGAUGAAGAGCUUAAAAAACAAAUGCCUAUCGGAGGAGAUGUUCCAGCCCUGCAGCUCCAAUAUGACCAUUGUAAAGCCCUGAGACGGGAGUUAAAGGAGAAAGAACAUUCUGUCCUGAAUGCUGUCGACCAGGCUCGAGUUUUCCUGGCUGAUCAGCCAAUUGAGGCCCCUGAAGAACCGAGAAGAAACCUGCAAUCAAAAACAGAUUUGACUCCUGAGGAGAGAGCCCAAAAGAUUGCCAAAGCCAUGCGAAAACAGUCUUCUGAAGUCAAAGAGAAGUGGGAAAGUCUAAAUGCUGUUACUAACAACUGGCAAAAGCAAGUGGACAAGGCGCUGGAGAAGCUCAGAGACCUUCAGGGAGCUAUGGACGACCUGGAUGCUGACAUGAAGGAGGCGGAGGCCGUGCGGGGGGCCUGGAAGCCAGUGGGAGACUUACUCAUCGACUCCCUGCAGGAGCACAUAGAAAAAACCAUGGCAUUUAGAGAAGAAAUUGCACCAAUCCACUUAAAAGUUAAAACAGUGAAUGAUUUAUCCAGUCAGCUGUCUCCACUUGACCUCCAUCCAUCUGUAAAGAUGUCUCGCCAGCUGGACGACCUGAAUAUGAGAUGGAAACUUCUGCAGGUUUCUGUGGACGAUCGCCUUAAACAGCUUCAGGAAGCCCAUAGAGAUUUUGGACCAUCCUCGCAGCAUUUUCUCUCCACUUCAGUCCAGCUGCCGUGGCAAAGAUCCACCUCACAUAAUAAAGUGCCCUAUUACAUCAACCAUCAAACACAGACAACCUGUUGGGAUCAUCCUAAAAUGACUGAACUCUUUCAAUCCCUUGCCGACCUGAAUAAUGUACGUUUCUCUGCCUACCGUACAGCAAUCAAAAUUCGCAGACUACAAAAGGCACUAUGCUUGGACCUCUUAGAGUUGAACACAACAAAUGAAGUUUUCAAACAGCACAAGCUAAACCAGAAUGAUCAGCUUCUCAGUGUCCCAGAUGUCAUCAAUUGUCUAACGACCACAUACGAUGGGCUAGAACAAAUGCACAGGGACCUGGUCAAUGUGCCGCUCUGCGUGGACAUGUGUCUCAACUGGCUCCUCAAUGUGUACGACACGGGUCGAACAGGAAAAAUUAGAGUGCAGAGUCUGAAGAUUGGAUUGAUGUCUCUCUCCAAAGGUCUCCUGGAGGAAAAAUACAGAUUUCUCUUCAAGGAGGUGGCGGGGCCCACGGAAAUGUGUGACCAGAGGCAGCUGGGCCUGUUGCUUCAUGAUGCCAUCCAGAUCCCCCGGCAGUUGGGAGAAGUGGCCGCUUUCGGAGGCAGUAACAUUGAGCCUAGUGUCCGCAGCUGCUUCCAACAGAAUAACAACAAGCCUGAGAUAAGCGUGAAGGAGUUUAUAGACUGGAUGCAUUUGGAACCGCAGUCCAUGGUGUGGCUGCCAGUCUUACAUCGAGUAGCAGCAGCCGAGACUGCAAAACAUCAGGCCAAAUGCAACAUCUGUAAAGAAUGUCCAAUUGUUGGAUUCAGGUAUAGAAGUCUAAAGCAUUUUAAUUACGAUGUCUGCCAGAGUUGCUUUUUUUCUGGUCGAACAGCAAAAGGUCACAAAUUGCAUUACCCAAUGGUGGAAUAUUGUAUCCCUACAACAUCUGGGGAAGAUGUACGAGACUUCACAAAGGUGCUGAAGAACAAAUUCAGGUCAAAGAAAUACUUUGCCAAACAUCCUCGGCUUGGCUACUUGCCCGUCCAGACAGUUCUUGAAGGUGACAACUUAGAGACUCCUAUCACACUCAUCAGUAUGUGGCCAGAGCACUAUGAUCCCUCUCAGUCUCCUCAGCUGUUUCAUGAUGACACUCAUUCCAGGAUAGAACAAUACGCCACACGACUGGCCCAAAUGGAAAGGACUAAUGGGUCUUUUCUCACUGAUAGCAGCUCUACUACAGGAAGCGUGGAGGACGAGCACGCCCUCAUCCAGCAGUACUGUCAGACGCUCGGAGGGGAGUCCCCGGUGAGCCAGCCGCAGAGCCCGGCUCAGAUCCUGAAGUCAGUGGAAAGGGAAGAACGCGGAGAACUGGAGCGGAUCAUCGCUGAGCUGGAGGAAGAACAAAGAAAUCUGCAGGUGGAAUAUGAGCAGCUGAAGGAGCAGCACCUGAGAAGGGGGCUCCCCGUCGGUUCACCUCCAGACUCCAUCAUAUCUCCUCACCACACGUCGGAGGAUUCAGAACUUAUAGCCGAAGCCAGACUCCUUAGGCAGCACAAAGGACGGCUGGAGGCCCGGAUGCAGAUUCUAGAAGAUCACAACAAACAGCUGGAGUCUCAGCUCCACCGCCUCCGACAGCUGCUGGAGCAGCCUGAAUCUGAUUCCCGAAUCAAUGGUGUCUCCCCCUGGGCCUUGCCCCAGAAUUCUACUCUGAGCUACCCACUGGAUCCAGACCCUGGCCCACAGUUCCACCAGGCAGCGGGAGAGGAACUGCUGGCCCCGCCGCACGACACCAGCACUGAUCUCACGGAGGUCAUGGAGCAGAUCAACAGCACGUUCCCAUCCUGCUGCCCAAAUGUCCCCAGCAGGCCACAGGCCAUGUGAAGCAUUCAUCCAGCCAAUCAACAUUUCCUGACGUCCAGUAUUGCCCUUUUCAGCAAAUGCCAAUUUCAAGUUCCAUCGAAUCAGAAGCUCCAUGGCGCCUUUGACCCCUGCUGUUGAGCACUGACCGUGCGCUCUACUGAAGGAGUAAAACACUGACUAUCCAAAGAGAAAAGGCUAUUUUGUUUUUAUAGUGACCGUAUGUUAUUGUUUUCUUCUUCCCUUUCUAUGCAACUGUAAAUUAAUGAACAGAGAGGUAUUUGGAAAUGGUAAUACAUUUGUCACUGAUUUGUAUAAUGUAUACAGCACUGGGAAGGCGGGUGGGGACUUUCUAAUACGAUAGCGUCUUUUUAAUAACAAUGACAAAAAAUUGCCUAAGAAUUAGAAGACCACUUUUCAUUUUUACAUUCCUUCUGCUGUUCAUAUUAACCAUGUACAAUAACUUCAUUUCUUUGAUUCUUUUACCAUGUUUCGUUUAUUUAUAAUUCAUCAGCCACAUAACCAAAUAGAUUUAAUGUAUUUGUUUCCAUGGUUUGGCCAAAUUAAUUCAUAUAUUUCAAUCAAAUAUUAUAUAUAUAUACAUAUAUAUGGACUAGGCUGCAGCCUUGUGUAUACUGUUUAACUUUAUUUGACAUCAGACACUUCUUUGGUGACCACUUAGAUAACCACAAUAAAAAAUCCUGUGGGCCUAAAUGGCAUUUCUAUUGGGAUUUUUUUUUUCCUGCAUUUUAUUCAAUUCUUUAUAUAAGUAGGUUUUCAUUUCUUUAUUUAUUUUAUGUCCCAAUCUCUUUGAUAGAGGAUACUGCAUUAUCAGAGAUCAUUUUACCAAAGGUUGCCAAUUUAAGCCUAUUUUCAUUUCGACAUAGAAACAAAAUUGAUAUGACCUUUCCUUGUUCCCAGGUCUUGAUUUUUGUCAUUAAAUGCACAACUGACCUUUACCUGUCGUAAUACCAGAACACGUCAUUGCCUUUAGUUGCCUUGGAAGAGAGUUUUAUUGUUGUCACGUAUUUUCAAGUCCUUUACAAUUCUUGAAACUCCUAGUUAUUUUCUUUCUGAAAGCAGACACAGAUUCGGUGCAUUUCUUAUUUGACCGCUUAACUGAACCAGCAGAGCUUGUAUUUCCCUUCCCUUGAUCAGUAUGUUUGGAAAGGAUGUUUAUCAAAAGCCUGUGUCACUGCCUCUACAGAGAGAUGGAGUUAGUGGCUUAGAUGGUGGUACCUCUGCCUUUACCUUUGAGCACAUUCAAUUAGGUAUUUGGUUCAACUUCUGAUUUAACAUUUAAUGGAUUAAGUUUAAGCGUGUUACUUAAUUACCAAAUGUAGAGAAACCAAAAAAAAAAAAAAGUGAAAAUAAUAUGUUUUGAUUGAAGCGUAUGUACUUUUAAAACAUUAAGACAUUUUAACUUUGGGUUCUCUUUAACUGGGAUCUUGCCAGAGGAGGCUUAAAGAAAUUGCUAUUCUUUUAGAAUAGGUUGGGUGGGUUGGGGGCAGGGGUGUCUGUUUGCAGCAUAGAUAUUUUGAGAAGAAGAGAAUCGUUUUAUAUACGAGGAAAGCCAUGAUCACCUUUCUACCUCAGAUCCAUCUGCAUCCAUUGUGUUGGAAAUAGCUUUACGCCACUGCAUUCUGCAAAGUAGAGCUUUUAUCAGGCCAGCUCAUAAUCAAAAAAGCACCUAUUUAAAGAAAAAAAAUUCCUUGAACUCUGAACUCCAACUUGUAGGAUUUGGUGUAUUCUUUGGUCUUACUUUGAAAAGUCACGUGUUAAUUUGUUUUCUGCCUGUAUUUGUAUGCAAAAUGUCCUCUAUCUGCUAUUAAGAAAAAGCUCCAUAAAACACUACAUUGUAUCCUUCUAAGUAAUAAUAAAUAAAAAGAAAUAUAUUGCAGUAACAACAGUGGGAAGUAAGUAUGUAAUUCUUUUGAAAUACGUGUUAAAGAACUAAUCACAGAUGAUCAUCUAAUCUGGUUACAUAUUGUAUUUUUCGUCCUGAAUAAAAGUAAUUUUAACACAA